This is a messenger RNA of Prorocentrum cordatum, 339 nucleotides long. Lineage: Eukaryota; Dinophyceae; Prorocentrales; Prorocentraceae. The record is from the annotation of a GenBank genome assembly.
AGCGGGAGUCUUUUUUCGCCGCGCGGUGUGGGCGAAACCGUCUGCGAGGGAACGCCAUGGCGUGUCUCCUUGGCCAAGACGUAUCCCCAGAGGAGCUGCAGCUUGCCGACCACGUCUACAUGUGGGGCUCCCCCCUGCACACCCAGCACGGUGUCGUCGUCGAGCUCUCGGAGGCCAAGCGGCCGUGGACGGGCCUGAGCUCGGACGAUCUGCAUGACGAUAUCCACGUGCUGUGCCUGUCACGCUCGGUGGAAGCGGCCAAGGCGCGGCGGGUGACGCUGCGGGAGUUCAUCGCCGAAGGCCAGGCCAACUGGUGCGGCAGCCUGAGGCGAGCGCGGU